UUUUAAAAAGGGUCUUCCAACAUCUCGGGAGCAACUCAUAGCUGUCAUAGCUGCAGCUACGGAGCACAAAUAAAGCGGCUUCGGCUUCAGGAGACGAUAUCAAACCGGAUAAAUCUGUGGACGCGCUUCAGACUCGCACGCGUGUGAUGCGCCGUUGAGUUCACCUACGUGAACACUCCGUUGUGGAGUUUUGCAUAAUUGCUCUGAAAAUAUCAGAAAUCUACCAACUUGAAAAGAAACAAAAACAAAAUCUUCCGCCCGCGUUGAGUAGUGCUUCGCUCUGGAAAUGUGGUGGAUGCUGUUUCCCCGGUGGAUCUGGUUCCUGGCGUGCGUGUUGGUGUGGAUGGAGCACCAGGACGCAGUUUUGCCCGAGGCCACUUAUUCACACCCGGGAAUCUGCCCCAAUGACAUGAACCCCAACCUGUGGGUGGACGCCAUGAGCACGUGUACAAGAGAGUGUGAAUCGGAUAAGGAGUGCGGGUCCUUUGAGAAGUGUUGCCAAAAUGUGUGUGGGAAUCGGAGCUGCGUCGCUGCCCGCUUCCUGGACGGAAAUAAAGCCCCCAUGGGAAUACCCAGGGAAGCCACGUGCACCAGUUUCACGUGCACCCAGCAGGGAUCUGAGUGUGACAUCUGGGACGGCCAGCCGGUGUGCAAGUGCCGGGACCGCUGCGAGAGAGAGCCGCACUUCACCUGCGCGUCCGACGGCAUGACCUACUACAACAAGUGCUACAUGGACGCGGAGGCGUGCUCCAAGGGCAUCGUCCUGGCCGUCGUCACCUGCCGCUUCCACCUCACCUGGCCCAACGCCAGCCCGCCCUUGCCCCAGGCAACCACUCUGCGCCCUACAACCGCUGCGCUUCAGGCAACCGUGCCUCUUCCCACCGAGCCCGUGAUGCCGGCCUUGGUCAGCAGCCCCGUCCACCAGACCGUAGCAGUGGGGGACACGGCCAGCUUCCUGUGCGAGGUGACGGGUCGCCCCAGGCCUGACAUCACCUGGGAGAAGCAGCAACCGGAGGAGUUGGAGCGGGUAGCCAUGAGGCCUAAUCACGUGCGGGGGAACAUGGUGGUAACUAACAUCGGCCAGCUGGUCAUCUACAACGCCCAGCCGCACGACUCUGGCGUCUAUACCUGCACGGCUCGCAACCCGUCUGGGUCGGUGCGAGCCGACCAUCCGCUAACAGUGCUGCCCGCGGAACCACAUAAAACCCCCGCGCCCUGGAACGUGACUCGCUGCCUCCCCGAAGAGUGCCUGAAACCCCCUGAUAGCGCUGAGGAUUGUGGGAGCGAGAUGGAGAAAGUCAGCUGGUACUACGAGCCCAAGACCAACAGCUGCUUCUCGUUCACACACUGCCACAUCGACAAGCAGCAGCCCAGGAAGGUGUUCGAGACAUACCAGGGAUGCAUGCAGUGCUGCGGCCCCGAGAUUUCGGGCCCUUGCGGGCUCCCCAGCCUGCAGGGGCCCUGUAAGGCCUACGAACCGCGCUGGUCUUACAGCAGCACUCUGCAGCAGUGUCAGUCCUUCAUCUACGGAGGGUGCGACGGCAACCAUAACAACUUUGAAUCCAAAGACGCCUGUGAGGAGACGUGCCCCUACUCGAAAAUCCACCACUGCAAGGCCUGCAAGCCCAGAGGUAAGAUGGUGACGAGCUUCUGCCGCAGUGACUUUGUGGUCCUGGGCCGCAUGACGGAUCUCACGGAGGAGAAGGACUCGGGCCACGCCCUCGUGACCGUGGAGGAGAUCCUUAAGGAUGAGAAGAUGGGUCUGCGCUUUUUCGGCAAGGAGCCCCUCGAGGUCACCUUCCUCAACAUGGACUGGAAUUGCCCGUGCCCGAACAUCACGGGUGCCGCCGCCGAGGGACAGGUCAUCAUCAUGGGUAACGUGAGCGACGGCAUGGCCGUCCUGCAGCCGGAGAGCUACGUGGGCUCCUCCAGUCCUCGCCGCAUACGGAAGCUGAGGGAGGUCAUCUCCAAGAAUACGUGUGACAUUCUGAAAGCCAUCACCAACAGCCCACAGUGGGGUUAGGGUACGGAGGAACGACGUCUACAUGCCACAGCAGCCUGUUAAUUCUGAGUUGCAUGGAGUGGUAGGAGCCUUCUUGCUACUUUUAAAGGAUGUCUUUCUUGUUUGUGACAAGUGUGUCUGUUAUGGCCCAUCCUUUGGUGUUGUUGAUUGAAAUACCAUGUAAGUGAACACAGAAGACAUGAUUCUUUUGUUGCCUUGAUCCCCCCAGACUCCAACUUUCUUUCUUCCCAUUUCUUAGCUCCAGCUUAAAUGGAGGCUACAGACACUUUACAAUGAAGCACAAAACUGACACGACCAAGUUUGAUUUUUUGUGCAUAAUCGAAGUGUUACAAUCUUUUAUAUUGUUUUAUUUUCCAGCGGCAAAUCCGCCUGACACAUUUGAUGAACAUUUGAUAUCGGAUCACAUUCCCCUUUGUUGCCCCUUUUUUUUGUUAUAUAAAUGCAUCCAUAUAUCUGUGCCGUGUAUUGCUCAUGCAGUGGGAAAAGGUAAAUUUGGUUCAUUUUAAGUAAUGAGUUGUAAUAUAUUUAUAUAUAUAUAUUAUAUAUAUAAUAACCAACACAUU
This is a messenger RNA of Pungitius pungitius (ninespine stickleback), 2586 nucleotides long. RefSeq names its product WAP, Kazal, immunoglobulin, Kunitz and NTR domain-containing protein 2-like. The transcript has 2 exons. The record is from RefSeq and is a predicted model, not a curated record. Gene Ontology annotation, biological process: transforming growth factor beta receptor signaling pathway. Gene Ontology annotation, cellular component: extracellular region. Gene Ontology annotation, molecular function: transforming growth factor beta binding; serine-type endopeptidase inhibitor activity; receptor antagonist activity. Lineage: Eukaryota; Metazoa; Chordata; Actinopteri; Perciformes; Gasterosteidae. The coding region runs from base 287 to 2023 and encodes 578 amino acids.